Molecule: messenger RNA, 707 nt
Organism: Anneissia japonica
Lineage: Eukaryota; Metazoa; Echinodermata; Crinoidea; Comatulida; Comatulidae
Product: acylglycerol kinase, mitochondrial-like
Exons: 8
Coding region: 1-681 (226 amino acids)
Source: RefSeq, a predicted model, not a curated record
AUGGGUGAUGCGGGGAAUCCAGAUUCUGAAGGAAGGUCGGUGUAUGGAUUGUCCAAGUUGGAAUGGGGCGAAUACAGAAAUGUACGAGAUAGAAUUCCCAAGUAUUGGUACUUAGGACCACUAAAGUCCAAAUUUGCAUAUGUUUUUGCAACUGUUCAGGAAUGGCCACCUGUAUUUAAAGCUCAUCUUGCAUAUCGUCCACCUGUAGAUGUUCCUGAAGAACCAGAGGUUAAUCAACAGCAGUAUAGUUUCUUUAGUCGCUUGUUCUCUUGGAUUUGGAGAACAGAGCAAAAAGAACCAGAAAUUGAAGAAGUUGAGGAGAUUCCUUGGAAAGAGGUUGAUGUAUCAACGCUUGAGUUUUCUGCUGAAACACAUAAUGAUAAUGUAGAAAAUGCUUUAAAGACUACUAGAAGCAUGAGUAUAGAGACCCUGCCAACUGACAUCACAAAAACAGGCUUCAUCAAAGAAGGUUGGAGAAGAGUAUCUAAGGCAAAAGACAAUAAAUCUGAGAUCCAAAGUGAAACAUUGCAAGUUGGUGAGUUUAAGUUGACACCAGUGGAGCCAGAGGCCAGCUUCUUCAGCAUUGAUAAUGAACAGUUUGAUGCAUACCCGGUACAUGUUAAAAUUCUUCCAAAUAAAUUGAGGUUUUUCAUCAAUGAGGAAACAAAUCAGACAAGGUGACCAUGGAAAAAUGCAGAUAGUAAACA